This is a messenger RNA of Adelges cooleyi (spruce gall adelgid), 1255 nucleotides long. RefSeq lists its product as uncharacterized. NCBI's taxonomy places the organism in Eukaryota, Metazoa, Arthropoda, Insecta, Hemiptera, Adelgidae. The record is from RefSeq and is a predicted model, not a curated record. The coding region runs from base 95 to 994 and encodes 299 amino acids. The transcript is spliced from 4 exons.
CGAUUCGCGUACGGUGUGCUCUCGUGGUUUUAAACACGGUAUUGACUUGUAAUAUAUUAUAAUUUUGUUAAUACACGAAUUGUGUACCGUCAAUAUGAUAAGCUCGACCGGUGCCAAUGUCACGUCGAUGGGAGGUAACGCGCACCAGCAGCAAGAGCUUCCAAAGCCUUCGUCUCCGAUGGAGAAGAUCGUGUACAGCUAUAGGUCGCAUCGUCGGUCGGAAAUGCACGACGACGACGACGACGGUUCGUCCGAGCUGUCGGACGCAGGUCAUUUCCUGGCCAAAGGAGCAUUUCUGAUAACGCCAAGCAACGAACUUAACCUGGAGAAAGCAACGGCCAUCUGCGAGAAGAUGAACUACCGCGGACCGUACUCUGUGACAAAAACCGCCACGGGCAUACUGUUCAAGUUCGCCGACCAGGACGACUAUCGGGCGACUUUCCGCAAGGGUUUCCACAAAGUGACCAACUUUAGAUUCUACAAGAAGAUUCCUAUUCCAUGUCGACCGCAAAAAACCUUUUCAGUACUAGUUUAUGAAGUUCCCGAAGACAUACCCGAUGAAGAUAUACGUCAUUCACUUUACAAAUUUCAAACCGUCGUCGAAGUAACAAGACUAUACAAUACAGGCUUCCGGCAGUCGGACAAAAGCGGAUCGACGGCGGCGGCAGCAACCAUGUCUCAGCCAGCUGUUGAUCAACCGGUGACGCAACACCCUGGAAUACAGCCUGUAGUGCGCAUCACUUUGGCUUCUUUAGAAGAAUAUAACCUACUCUUGCACAACGGUUUGGACUUUUACGGUGCCACGUUCUUUCCCGUCGAAGCAGCCUUGCCCAGUACCAUAAAAAAAAAACCGAUAGCGAUGGCUAACAGCCGUUUAAUGGAUUUAGUAGCGUCUAGUGGCCAUCGCAUACGCGAUCUGCUACCCGUUUUUGACUCUGCUGGAUUUUCGAAAAUUCCACCGCCCACUAGCAAAGUCGUCAAGCCGCAUCAGUGAACUUUAUGUGACUAUCGUUGAACUUGCACGUAUCAGAUUUAUGUCCACGGCAUCGUUUAAUACAAAAUGAAUAAAGCUUACACUAAAAAAAACAUAUUAUAUUGUUCGUCGGCAAAAUGGGUAAUACAUUUAAUUAUAACCUUACAAUUAUUAUUUAAAAAAAUUUAAUUAUUCAAACGGUAUGUCGCGCAAGUGUGGCAAAACCAAUCGACGGUGACAUCACUUGAAAAAUAUAAUUUUUUGUUAGUGCUUAGAAAAUUA